Morus notabilis is the source of this 1527-nucleotide messenger RNA. RefSeq names its product GATA transcription factor 9. The coding region runs from base 259 to 1257 and encodes 332 amino acids. Gene Ontology annotation, biological process: positive regulation of DNA-templated transcription. Gene Ontology annotation, molecular function: sequence-specific DNA binding; zinc ion binding. NCBI's taxonomy places the organism in Eukaryota, Viridiplantae, Streptophyta, Magnoliopsida, Rosales, Moraceae. The record is from RefSeq and is a predicted model, not a curated record. Gene Ontology annotation, cellular component: nucleus. The transcript has 2 exons.
UCAAGUCACUUCCCCAUUAUUAAAAUCCUCACUCUCUGCAUGUAAAAAGAUGCUCUCUGUUUUCAGAAAAUUUCAUUUCAGCCCCUCUCUUCACUCCUCAAAAGCCCCCACUCUUCUCUUUCAAACUCAUUUCUUUCUUUAUCUUUCUCGCUGUUCCUCGUCAAGAAACCUCUCUCUAUCUAAAACACACCACCCAUCUUUCAACAACAACAACAACGAAACUCUCUGGUUUUGAAGAUUUUAUAUACAUUUUCUAAAAUGGAAGUGCCAGAGUUCUUCGUGGGCGGUUACUUCGGAGCCGGAGCUGGAGACUUCGCGACGGAGAAGAGGCACUCGGAGCAGAAGCCCGGAGAACACUUCGCCAUUGACGACCUCCUCGACUUCUCUAACGACGACGCCAUGGUCACAGACGGCUUCUUCGACAAUGUCGCCGGAAAAUCGACGGACUCCACCGUCACCGCCGUCGAAAGCUGUAACUCCUCCGUUUCCGGCGGCGAACAACAGUUCUCCGGAAACCGCAGCUUCUCCGAGUUUUCUGGCGACCUCUGUGUUCCGUACGACGACUUGGCGGAGCUAGAAUGGCUAUCGAACUUUGUGGACGAAUCAUUCUCUGCCGGAAAAGAUUUCCAACCUCUACAGUUCCUCUCGGGGAGCUCAGCGGCGGCCACCGCCGGAAAGCCUCUCACUCCCGAAACGUCGUCGUCUUCGGAAACGGUCACCACCGACACCGCGCGAAACGCGGCGUUUUUCCAGCACGAGACUCCCCUCCCCGGCAAGGCCCGGAGCAAGCGCUCACGCGCUGCCCCCGGCGACUGGACCACGCGCCUGCUCCAUCUCGUCACCCCCGACGGUGGAGAAGCCAAGCCGGUAAAAACGACGCCGUCUAAGAAGGAGGGCUCGAACUCCAAUGCGGGCUCGGACUCUUCAGGCCGAAAGUGCUUCCACUGUGCCGCCGAGAAGACCCCUCAGUGGCGGACUGGGCCCAUGGGCCCCAAAACGCUUUGUAAUGCUUGUGGGGUCCGUUACAAAUCGGGUCGGCUCGUGCCCGAGUACCGGCCCGCCGCGAGCCCGACUUUUAUGUCUGCUAAGCACUCGAAUUCGCAUAGGAAGGUUUUGGAGCUCCGACGGCAGAAGGAGCUCCAGAAAACACAGCAGCAUCAAUUCCUUAGUCAAAGUUCCGUUUUUGGCGUAUCCAACGGCGGUGAUGACUUCUUGAUCCAUUAUCGUAGUGGGCCCGAUUUUCGGCAUUUGAUCUAGUGAAUGCUAGAGUAGGCAAAAGAAAAUGUUCAAAAAAAAAAAAAAAAAAAAUCAUUUAACUUGGACUCUCUAGCUUUUGCCAAUUUUGGUCUUGAAAAGCAAAAUUGAAUUUGUAGUUGCUAUUUUGGUUGUUAAGUAAAAAACGUGUAGAAUUAAGAUGGAAAACAGAAGGGGCAGUAAAAGAGAGAAAUUUGGUGAUAGGCUAUGUAAUGUACUUUUUACCUCUACUUUUUGCCGAAUUUGGCAAAUUGAGAACCAAUUUUAUAUCUU